Molecule: messenger RNA, 417 nt
Organism: Colletotrichum spaethianum
Lineage: Eukaryota; Fungi; Ascomycota; Sordariomycetes; Glomerellales; Glomerellaceae
Product: putative hydroxyacylglutathione hydrolase
Exons: 4
Coding region: 1-417 (138 amino acids)
Molecular function (GO): hydroxyacylglutathione hydrolase activity
Source: RefSeq, a predicted model, not a curated record
AUGCGGAUGGGCGAGCGGGUUGGCUGCGGCAAGUUCUUCGAGGGCAACGCCGAGGAGAUGCACACCGCGCUGAACAAGACGCUGGCCUCGCUGCCCGACGACACGGUUGUGUUUCCCGGCCACGAGUACACAAAGUCCAACGUCAAGUUCGCCGCAUCGGUGCUGCAGAACGAGGCGAUCCAGAAGCUGCAGGCCUUUGCGGAGAACAACAAGGAGACGCAGGGCAAGUUCACGAUUGGCGACGAGAAGAAACACAACGUCUUUAUGCGCGUUGAGGUGAGUUUGCGUCCCCUGGCGGCAAGAGAGCACGCGAGGCUGAUGCGUGCACAGGACCCCGAGAUCCAAAAGGUUACAGGGGCGAACGAGCCCGUCGCCGUCAUGGCCAAGCUGCGCGAGAUGAAGAACAACUUCAAGUGA